AUGGCAGGAGACGAACCGCUUCUCGCGCGUCCCACUUCAGAACACUCCUCUGAGCGCGAGUACGAGGAAGAGGACGCUUUGUUGACUGGCCAGCGCUCCAAUCGAACCUCUACGACACACCAGCGAUGGCGCGAGAUCGGCCUCUUCGUAUGGGCACUCAUCGCUACCGUCGUCAUCAUCGUUCUGGCAACCGUUGUACAACAUGAGCACAGUGUAUCUCACUCGAGAGGAGAAACGUCAGGUGGGUGGGGCAAAGAUGGCAGACCGACGGGGAAGAGGAACAUGAUUUUUAUGGUCUCGGAUGGGAUGGGCCCGACAUCUCUGAGCUUGACAAGAAGCUACAGACAAUUCGAGAGUGGGCUUCCGAUUGGUGACACGCUGGUGCUGGAUAAGCAUUUGAUCGGGAGCUCGAGGACGAGGUCGACCAGUAGUUUGAUCACGGAUUCCGCGGCUGGGGCUACUGCGUUCGGUUGUGGGAAAAAGUCAUAUAAUGGUGCUAUCGCGGUUCUGCCGGAUCACAGUCCUUGCGCUACUGUUCUUGAGGCUGCGAAGAAGGCCGGAUAUAUGACAGGGCUGGUCGUUACGACACGCAUUACAGACGCGACACCGGCUUGUUUCGCAUCGCAUGCAAAUCGCCGAGAAUACGAGGAUCUUAUUGCAGAACAGGAGAUUGGCAAUCACCCCCUAGGCCGCACUGUCGACCUGAUCUUUGGUGGAGGACGGUGUCACUUUCUUCCGAACAGUACGGAGGGAAGCUGCCGUGAUGAUGAUAAGGACGUGGUAGCCAUGGCGAAGGACAAUGGCUUCUCAUACAUUGACAGCCGUAAAGCAUUCGACAAUCUCGAUAUUGGAACCGGUGUCAAGCUACCUCUCCUUGGCCUGUUCGCAUUGCUCGAUAUUCCAUACGAGAUCGACCGCGUACAUGCACCGGAGCUGCACCCUAGCCAAGCCGAGAUGACGAGAGUGGCGCUGAAGGCUCUUUCUGCCGCUACCAAAGACAGCGACAAGGGGUUUUUCGUCAUGAUCGAAGGGAGCAGGAUAGACCAUACCGGGCACGGGAACGAUCCUGCUGCUCAAGUCCAUGAGGUGCUUGCCCACGACGCAGCCUUCGAGGCAGUGCUAGACUUCCUGGAGCACGAUGAAAAUGAGGGUGUCCUCGUCGGAACAUCCGACCAUGAAACAGGUGGACUUGCUGUCGGUGUCCAGCUUACCGACGAAUACCCGCCUUACCAUUGGUUCCCUGAAGUCCUCGCCAAUGCCUCCCACUCGGCGGAAUAUCUACAGCACAAAUGGUUUCAAUGGCUUAGGGAGGAAGGAUCCAACGCUGACCUAUUCACUCAGGCACAAUAUAUUCGCGAGACGCUGAUCGAGGAUGGACUAGGAAUCUCUGAUGUGAGCGACGAGGAGGUUGACGCCAUCAUACAUGCAACGCCCCUCAAACCACCUGCAUAUCUGCUUGCGAACAUGAUCAGCCGAAAGGCGCACGUGGGCUGGACUACUCAUGGUCAUACUGCCGUCGAUGUCAACAUCUACGCCUCGUCACCCCAGCACGCACCACAAUUGGUCGGUAACCACGAGAACACCGAGAUCGGCAACUUCAUCGCCAAAUAUCUCGACCUGGAUCUCGAGCCCCUAACCGAGGAACUGAAGCGCAAGAACAUCGAGAUGGGUCAACCGCAUGCCAGUGCAGCCGUCGAUGAAGUCGCCGCUUCGGGAAGGAACUUGGACCCCGAUCACGGAGAUCUAAGCACGCACGGAGGAGUUGAACAUGUGGCGGGAUAG
Molecule: messenger RNA, 1782 nt
Organism: Endocarpon pusillum Z07020
Lineage: Eukaryota; Fungi; Ascomycota; Eurotiomycetes; Verrucariales; Verrucariaceae
Exons: 2
Coding region: 1-1782 (593 amino acids)
Biological process (GO): dephosphorylation
Cellular component (GO): fungal-type vacuole membrane
Molecular function (GO): alkaline phosphatase activity
Source: RefSeq, a predicted model, not a curated record